Aureobasidium uvarum is the source of this 3948-nucleotide messenger RNA. Lineage: Eukaryota; Fungi; Ascomycota; Dothideomycetes; Dothideales; Saccotheciaceae. The record is from the annotation of a GenBank genome assembly.
AUGGCGGAACAAAAGACGCCGAGUGCUACCAUGGCCGAGAUACCAUCGACCAUGGUCGCCCAGGCCGCAGCCGCUGCGAGUGCGAACGCCGACGACGAGAACCGCCUGCACCCUUCAAGGACGGCCGAAUACCUCAAUCCGAAUAGCACAGACGAGAACCUCCCACCGCCAGCAUACGGCGACACAUACGGCGAUGUCAGCAGCCAGGACGCCGGGUUGGGCACCAAGGCCACCCUACGCUCUGACGGACGAGUCAACAUCAAUAUCAACCAGACCUCCCGCCACCUCUCGAGCUUGCUUGUGCCCGCUCUUAGAAGUCAACUCGAUCUUGCCGACACUACCCAAGUCCCCCCGCCCUAUAUUCCUACCUCACUCGGCGGAGCCCCUGGCCAACCGCCGCCCCCACCUCUCAACGUAGUCAUACAUGUGGUCGGUUCAAGAGGAGACGUGCAACCCUUUGUGGCUCUUGGAAAGGUACUCAAGGAUCAGUAUGGCCAUCGUGUCCGACUGGCAACACAUCCUGUCUUCAGAGACUUUGUCACAGAAAAUGGUCUCGAAUUCUUCAACAUUGGAGGGGACCCUUCUGAGCUCAUGGCCUUCAUGGUCAAGAACCCCGGGUUGAUGCCCGGAUUUGACGUCAUGAGGAGAGGUGACAUCGGUAAAAGACGCAAAGAGAUCGGAACAAUGAUCAAAGGAUGUUGGAGGAGUUGUAUCGAGUCUGGUGAUGGUACGGGCGUCGCUGUAGACGACAACACAACCGAAGAAUGGAUGCGCAACACUGAUGCCUCGAUCAAGCCCUUCAUUGCCGACGCCAUCAUUGCAAACCCACCUUCGUUCGCUCACAUCCACUGCGCCGAGAAGCUAGGAUGUCCUUUACACAUAAUGUUCACUAUGCCUUACUCUCCCACACAAGCCUUCCCUCAUCCUCUGGCUAACAUCCAGUCGACAAAUGCUGAUCCCCAUCUUACAAAUUUCAUUAGUUAUACUCUCGUCGAGAUGUUGACCUGGCAGGGUCUGGGCGACGUCAUCAACAGAUUCAGAGUCAAGGAUCUUUCUCUCGAUCCCAUCAGCUUGAUAUGGGCUCCUGGCAUGCUGACAAGGCUACGUGUCCCACAUACCUACUGCUGGUCUCCUGCUUUGAUCCCCAAGCCGAGAGAUUGGGGCAACCAGAUAUCUAUCGCUGGCUUUUACUUCCUCUCUCUGGCUUCCAACUUUACACCACCCCCCGAUCUCAAGGCCUUUUUGGAUGCCGGGCCUCCACCCGUGUACAUUGGUUUCGGAUCCAUUGUUCUUGACGAUCCCAACGGCAUGACCAAGCUCAUUUUCGAUGCUAUCCGCCAGACUGGACAACGUGCUCUGGUCUCCAAGGGUUGGGGUGGUUUCGGCGCCGAUGAACUUGGCAUACCAGAAGGUGUCUUCAUGCUGGGUAAUGUGCCUCACGACUGGUUAUUCAAGCACGUGUCUUGUGUUGUCCACCACGGAGGCGCAGGAACCACUGCUGCUGGAAUUGCGUGUGGUGUUCCUACUGUCAUUGUUCCGUUCUUCGGAGACCAGCCUUUCUGGGGAGCCAUGGUAGCCAAAGCUGGAGCUGGUCCAGAUCCGAUCAAUCACAAGGAUUUGACUGCUGAUAACUUGGCUGGUGCAAUCAACAAAGCCCUUGAGCCGGCCACUAGAGAAAGGGCUCAAGAUCUGGCCAACAGUAUUGGUCAUGAGAACGGCACCGAAUCUGGCGCUCAGAGCUUCCACCAAUUCCUUGAAGUCGAUAAGAUGAGAUGCAGCAUAGCACCCAGUAAAGCAGCUGUCUGGCGUCUGAAAAGGACCGAGGUUCGUCUGAGUGCUCUUGCGGCGACCACUUUGGCGACCGAAGGAUUACUGGACUUCAAAGAUCUGAAACUGUACCGCCCGAGAGAGUAUGAGGCCGAUGAGGGUCCUCCCGAGCCCAUAUCUGGUGGCGCUGGCGCUCUCACCGGUACAAUCAGUACCAUGAUGAUGGGUGUCGCCGACUUCCCUGUCGCUGCAUUGAAGGCGUUGAGAAUCCACCCUGACGCUGUUCCCAACAAAACAACAACAGAACCUCAGGCUACUUCCCAGCAAUUGUCUACCGAGAGCCCGCCAAACCAACCUGGGACCUCCAAUAGAGAGCUUGCUGUCACUAGUCCAAACAGACCUGCUUCACCCACAAGAGGUGCUAGCACGGGAGGAAGUUUCAAUCUCGAUGAGUCGUUUGCGAAGAUGGGUUCUCCUCAUCUCACAGCCGAAGACAAGACCGACAGAGGAAAGCGUAGUCGUUCUUCUUCGCUAGCCGCAGCACUGCAAGGUCGCCUGGGUAACCAGUUGCGCAAUCGCUCUGGCUCUCGCAGCGGUUCUACUUCUAGGUCAUCGAGUCCCCACAGGACAAACACCACGCAGUCCCAGGCAUCGGCACAAUCUCAGUCACAGGGAGGCGAGACAAACCUAAGAGAAGUCAUCGAUGCCGCCUUCGGCACCAGUAAGGGCGUUUCUAGAAUUGUCGGAGCUGGUUUCAAGUCGCCGAUGGACUUUACGCAUGCUCUUGCAAAAGGCUUCCACAAUGCACCAAAGCUCUAUGGCGAUGAGUCUGUCAGGAAGCCUGACAAGAUCACCGACUUUAGAUCUGGCCUUCGUGCAGCCACCAAGGAAUUCGGCUUUGGUAUGUUCGAUGGCAUCACUGGACUCGUUACCCAGCCCAUGGAGGGCGCAAAGAAGGAAGGUGCUGCCGGCUUCAUCAAGGGCUUUGGUAAGGGCAUUGGCGGUAUAGUACUCAAGCCUGGUGCAGCCAUCUUCGGUAUCCCGGCCUACACCAUGAAGGGUGUCUACAAAGAGCUCCAACAACUGUCGGGAUCCUCUGUUCAGAACUACAUCAUUGCAGCUCGCACAGCCCAAGGCUAUGAUGAAUGGCACAGGUCGAGUGCCCAGGAGCGACAGGAGAUCAUUAGACGCUGGAAAGUGGUUGAGUCGGAGGUCAAGAAGAAGAGAUUUAUUCACGAGCAGUUCCAGGAUAUGCUUAGAAAGCAAUGGGAUGGCGACGAUCGAGAGGGCGGCAACGUUCAUGAUGGUCAAGCCAGAGGUUCGCGUUCUCUGCUGGGCCUUCUUCCUCGAUCACGUGCUAAUUCGCGUGCAGCGAGAGUCGGUACACAUAGCGAAGUCGCAACACCGACGGUCGAGGUUACGCAGCACCCUAGCGAACCUCCUAAGUAUGAGGACCUGCAGUUCACACGCGGUACCAGUGGCAACGAACUUGAGAGAGCUAUCCACGCAUCGGUCGCUGAUACUAGCCGUGGCGACCCAGAGCAAGAUGCCAUGAUUGAGCGUGCGAUUCGCGCCAGCAUUGCCGAGCUCGCCUCUGGUCAGCAGUCUUCCAGCAACAACAACGAUGUCGAAAAUGAAGACGAGAUCCUGCGUAAAGCAAUUGCAGCCAGUAUGGUAGACCAUCAAGGUCAAGAUCCACCAGCAUAUCAAGAUACAUCUUCGUCUGAACACGACGAAGAGCUAGCAGCCGCGCUCAAGGCUAGUCUAGCAAACCCCUCUGGUCAUCAAGACAAGCGCAUCAAACGUCAAGGACAGUCUACGGAUAGCGAAUGGGAUACAAACUCCAGCUCAGGUGACGACGAAUAUCGUCUCGCUGUCAAAGCAUCUCAAGACCAGCAAUCUGCACAAAAACAUCUCGACGACGAUGCAGAGCUGCAGCGAGCAAUCAGCCAAAGCCAAGAAGUCCACAAAGCCUCUACCAGUGCUGAAGAAGAGGAAAGAAUGGUCAUGGAAUACGUCAAGAAGCAGAGUUUGCUGGAAGAAGAACAUCGACGCAAUGCUGCGAGCAAGGGCAAAGGCAAAGUUGCCGAACACGAUGACGACGACGAAGAUGACGAGGAUUACAAGAGAGCUUUGGAGGCUAGUCUGCAGCACGAGGGUAAGAAGGGAGGAAGGGCUUGA